GUUGGGUAUAGAUCUAUCUAUUGAUAGAUCUAUACCCAACUGCACAUCAGGCCGUGGGAGCAUUUGUCUCUCUGUCUCUUGAGUCUGUAAAAAAGAUGUCUCUCCUCUAGCCUUGUCAAUCCUCCAUCGCUACCAAAGCCUCGAUCGGCCUGCUGCUUGCAAGCUAGCUAGCCAUGGUUUUUGUCCCUUUUAACCUCACCGUAACCUGCAACAAUUGGUUCGGCGGGUUAUGGAAAUCCGGUGGGCAGCCCAAAACUGAUAUCAACAAGUUGAAGAUAGCAAUGAAAGAGCUUAAAGCUGAACCGAACGGUUUCAAAAGUAAGAUCGAAGAAGACAAUCGCGAAGGACUUACAAGUGAGGAAGCCAAGCAGCGGAAGCGUGACCUGGAGUCAUUGGAAGGCCAAGUGGCUGCUAUCUAUGAGGAUUUCACACGCAUCAGGUUCCCAAAUAUCAUCAAGCUUGGGCCAUGGGGAGUUGGUGGAGACUGUCACUUUGACAUUGGUCGAUCUGCGUCCCAAAUCACAAAGGUCAGACUCCACACAGGAUACAUCGUCGAUAAUUUGGCGAUCUCCUAUGUUGUCGACGGGAAACAUUUUGAAACACGUCGACUAGGCGGCAGCGGUGGCGGCGCCCAUCACACGUUCACACUCGUUCCUGGCGAAUAUAUCAACUCGAUGGCUGGAUUCGUCGGUGCUUAUGAAGGCGAACGUUGUAUCUCUCAGCUCAAAUUUAAGACCAACUUAGGAAAUGCGCAUGGGGCUUUUGGGGGAGGAGGCGGCGACGAGUUCACUGUUCCGAUCAUGCAUGGUCGAAUUGUUGGGUUCUUUGGCCAGUACGAUAAGUAUCUAAAGGCGAUCGGAGUCUAUGUGGCUCUUAAUUAAUUAAUUGGCCAUCUAUAUAAGAUUUCAGGAUCUCAUCAUCUCUUCUCUCUUCUUCAAUUAAUUUGUUGCAGCGUGGGAUUGAAUAUUUAAAAAAAUUUGAGAGUUUCAUGAAUA
This is a messenger RNA of Zingiber officinale, 995 nucleotides long. Its product is annotated as protein GOS9-like. Lineage: Eukaryota; Viridiplantae; Streptophyta; Magnoliopsida; Zingiberales; Zingiberaceae. The record is from RefSeq and is a predicted model, not a curated record. Bases 174 to 881 code for a protein of 235 amino acids. The transcript is spliced from 3 exons.